This is a messenger RNA of Xiphophorus hellerii (green swordtail), 5272 nucleotides long. RefSeq names its product RNA binding protein fox-1 homolog 2-like. Gene Ontology annotation, molecular function: mRNA binding. NCBI's taxonomy places the organism in Eukaryota, Metazoa, Chordata, Actinopteri, Cyprinodontiformes, Poeciliidae. The record is from RefSeq and is a predicted model, not a curated record. Gene Ontology annotation, cellular component: cytoplasm; nucleus. The transcript is spliced from 13 exons. Bases 812 to 2194 code for a protein of 460 amino acids. Gene Ontology annotation, biological process: nervous system development; regulation of alternative mRNA splicing, via spliceosome.
AGGAGAAGGAGACUCGGGGAAAAACGCAGACCUCAGACCAGCCCAUCUCGCCUCUCAGUCCCAGCUCCCUUAUCCCGGUGUCAGCGGAGAAAUCUGAUCCCAGGUCGGCGGACCGCGUCUCGCCCUCCACACUACGAGCCUGGGACUCAGACCAGAGGAAAUCGUGUACCGUCGGCAGCCAGGUCGGCACGCCAAGACUCAUCCACGGCAGAGCACGGCGAGGGAACGGACCAGGAGGCUGCGAAGGCGAAGGGAAGGCUUGCAGGACCCACGGAGGAGUUUAAUGCAGAAGCACAUCCAGCGGAGGGGGAGAGCAGAGAGGACUGAGUGGCGGCGCAUACGGAGUAGUAUUACGCUCAGCUAAUUUCCAACAUUUUCCAUUCUUGGCAGCGACAGUGAGCUCUCAGAGCCACAUUUAUAAGGAGAGCUAGCGGAAUGUAAUGCUAGCGAGCUAGCUAAUGGUAGCUAGCUAAUUAGCUCGCCAGGCACCCGAGAGUCGGACGUGUGAUCUUUAUUAAAAUAGGUCACUGUUUGGCGUCAUUUCACUUUUCACCCCCUCUCCGAUAAAGGCUGGGCUUUCUGUUGUUGUUUGGGCAAGAUUUUAAUAUGGUCAUUAUGGUCUGUGUGUGAUAACCAACGCCAAGUUAGACAAUAAACAGAGCGAGCUUUCCAUAUUGAUGAAAAUCUGUUCAAUAUCAUCCGUCCGAAGCUUUUAGUGAAUAUCAAGCUGUGGAGGAGAAAACAAAGGAAUAAACGGGGAAAGGAAAAAAAAGAGGAGCAGACUUUUUCAUCAGUGACUGUCCCCCGUCCAAUGUUAAUGUCGACCGACGUUGCAUCUAUAAUGCUGCCCGUUAAUCGGGGAAUAAUGGAGCGCGACAGGGACCUCGAGACGGCGGCCGGCGGAGCGCAUCCGAACGCGGCCGCCGGAGCCGCGGUUGUCCGGGGGAUGAAGCGCGGAGACCCGGAGCCCGACGCUCAGACCGCCGCUGCCCUGACUGACCCGACCGGGGCGGAAUGCAAGAGACCGAGGAUAGACGGCUCCGGUGAGAUCGGACAGAACAAUGAGCCUUUAAACCCCGGUUUCCAUGGAUACGCACCUCACAGUCAGGGCUCCCAGGACUCAACCGGCGGACAGGAGGGUUUAGUAGCCCCGCCCUUUACGACCUUCCCCCCACCUCCACCUCCUCAAAACGGCCUACCGGGGACGGAGUUUGGUCCGGGGGCCAUGUUUGCUGCCGCGGGCCAAAGUGCAGUGGAGGUCGGAGCGGGUGCUAACGGAGCCACGACUACAGCCAACAACAACAACGGAAAGACGGAGGAGACGUCCCAGGGCGAGGCGGGUGCGCAGUGUUCCGCAGGAGGCACGGGAGCGGGCGGCUCAACGGGAGACUCCGCGGAGGCCAAGGGGACCCCCAAGCGCCUCCACGUCUCCAACAUCCCCUUCCGCUUCCGGGACCCGGACCUCAGGCAGAUGUUUGGGCAAUUUGGGAAGAUUCUGGAUGUAGAGAUUAUUUUCAAUGAGAGAGGGUCAAAGGGUUUCGGCUUUGUGACAUUUGAAAACAGCGCCGACGCGGAGAAAGCCAGAGAAAAGCUCCACGGCACGCUGGUGGAGGGCCGUAAAAUUGAGGUGAAUAAUGCCACUGCCAGGGUGAUGACUAACAAGAAAAUCGUCAGCCCUUACCCUAAUGGAGAGGCUCUCAGCACGCUGCCCUAUGCAGGGUGGAAGCUAAGUCCCAUGGUGGGAGCGGUGUAUGGGCCCGAGAUCUACGCAGUCCCUGGGUUUCCCUACCCAACCGCAGCGGCGGCAGCGGCAGCCACGACGGCGGCGGCGUUCCGCGGCGCCCACCUCAGAGGCCGAGGCCGGCCCGUUUACAGCGCCGUCAGGGCGGCCGUGCCUCAGCCCGCCAUCCCUGCAUACCCUGGACUAGUGUUACAGGACUCAGUCCUUAGUCCCAGAUUGCCUCAGGGAGGCUAUCCUGCUGCUGCCGCGGCCGCCGCUGCCGCCGCGUAUCGCUACGCCCAGCCUGCUGCCGUAACCGGAGCAACAGCCGCAGCUGCCGCCUACAGUGACAGUUAUGGGCGGGUAUACACUACAGAUCCGUACCACGCUUUAACUCCAGCUGCUGCUGCCUACGGAGUGGGAGCCAUGGCUAGUUUAUACCGGGCAGGAUACAGUAGGUUUGCUCCUUACUAAAGCCACAAAAAACAAAAACCCAUCCAAGGAAUUCCACUUCUCUCCAAAACUCCCUCUGAAGCUCCGUGUUUUUGGCAGGAGCCUCCCCUCCAUUUUAUCUGCAGGCAGACUAUACUAGUGACAGCUCACUUCUUACCUUUUUUUUUUUUUUCUUGUUUUAUUUUUUCCUCUCUCUCUUUUUUUCUUUUUUUUUUUUUUUGUGUGUGUGGUCGUUGCCACAUCACCGAAACCAAAACUCUGCCUGUAAUUUUUUCUGUCGCCGACAUGAAACCAGUGGGGGUUAACAAAGACGGGAAAAAAACAAAAUAAAACAAAAAACCUGCCAUGAUGAGCGUCUCCCGCGUACGAAGCUGCCUGCUGCUGGUUUGAACUUCAGAGCAUUUGGGAUUAUUUCAAAACACAACUAUGGGACCCAGGCGGAGAGGGACCUCUGAAACACUACAAAUCUUUUUUUUUUUCCUUUAUUUUCCUCCCCAUACGAGCUGCCCUGUAAGACCUGACCCGACCCACUUAAACCCACAGCUACAUUCAGCACCAAGUGUAACGUUUUCUCUCCCGGUGUUGGACUGAACUGCGACUCUGAACUGCCACAGCAUUAAUGUACAAAGGUACUUUUUUUGUUUUUAAACACUACAUUUACAGUGACACGCGGCAUAGAUCUCCUGCAUCCAUCUUUUCUGGCUUAACAGUUAAACCAAUAAUGAGAGAGAAAAAAUGGAUGAAACCAAGUACUGGCUUCAGGAUGUAGGAUUUUCUUUUAUUCUUCAUUUCAUUUCAAUGAUGGAAACCACUGCUUCGAACUAUAUCCCACUGCCUUCUUUGUCAUUUCAAUUCAGUGUACUCGAGAAAACUCAAAAAGACGAGAUAAUCAGUCCUCCGAUACGUUUGAACGUGACAAUGAAAGAUACGUUUUUCUGCAUUACCUCAGUUGUUUGGUUUACAACUCCAACAGAGAUGAUUAUUUUCUUCAGCGGACAUGAUCCCAGUUCGUUACGAAGGUUUGGCGCCUCGCUCUUGAUACUUUAUUUUGCUUCUUCCAAAAAGUCACAAAAAAAAAAACCCCCACAAAAAACAAAAAACGGACUCUGUACAUUUUUGUGUCCCAAACCGUCAAGACAUUCCAGCUGCGGCGAACGAGCGGAUCGGACGGACAUGGAUGCGACGGGACUCAAAGGAAAAGCGGGAGCAGCUACGAGGGAAACGAUUCAGUUCUGUUCCUUCUUUCUGUUUUUUUACACUGCAGUUCCAAUCCAGCAGCAUGUAGAGAUCACAGUAAUAUAAUGAAGUAGGAAAAACAACACAAAAAAAAAAUAGGAUUUCAUCAACUAGUUUAGUUUAAAAUUCAUCAUGUUGUGGUUUUACUUUUGGUGACUCUGAAGGCGUCAUGGAAACGACUGACUUACCACUUCCACACCCCCUCCAUGAAUCUCGCUAUUAUUUGCCUUUCCUUUUUUGAGGUUCCAAAGAUUUCUUUCUUCUUUUUUUUUUUUUAAAGACCGCACAUUUAAUUUUUUUUUUUUUGGUCCUGAUGUAUUUCUUCUCUGUUGUUUUUUCUGUUGUUGUUUUUUUAAAGGAUUUUGCUUUUGCAAUAUUUUACCCAGCGGUUCGCAGCUGUACCUCGGGAGGGGAGAAACGUCAUCGAGGCAAAAACGACAAAAGUGUUAAAAGGUUGCAGUGAACAUGAUUUGAAUUUGCUUCUCACCCUUAAUUUAUUGAGGUUUAUUUUUUGUUUGUUUGUUUUUUGGGGGGGGGGCCGGUGGGGGGGACACAAACACAGCGUUGGACGUUUAGACGAAGGAAAUCGGAGCAGGUAGAAAUGGGUCCAACGCCGUCCGCGUUUCGUGAACGAUGAAACGGCACGUGGACGGCGAAGGCGAGAAGCGGCGCCCGUCAAUCAUCAGCUGACAGAUUUACAGCGUGGGGAUACGGAACUUCGGGAGGGUCGUGUACGUCUGAACAUUCCGCAUUCCUUCGACGCCUAAACGUAUAAAGUACGCAAUGUUUCCACGUUGAGUACGAAUCAAAAUAUCACACGCAAAGUAUGUGGUAACUUUUUGACGCGUAUUCGACGCAUGUACAUCAUUUACUUUACACGUUGUUUCCACGUUGCUUACUUGUCAAAGUAACGCAACAUGUUGACGUGUAUUUGACCCUGCUGGCGUUCCGUAGGAUUGGUACCAGCGCGACGCGUGAUGUGCCGUGUUUUCUGUUUUUCUCGUAUGAUUGUGAAAACCGUGUGCAGUAGGUCCAACGAGUAUUUCUUGACGAGCAUUACCUCUCUUUUUUUCUUUUUUUUUUUGUCUUUCUGUUCCUUACAAGUAUUAUCAGAAGUGUUGCUAUGCAUGCUCUUGCGAGAGAGGAAAGAUGUCAGUCUUGUUUUUUUUUUUUUUUUUUUUUUUUUUAUUUGUGCAUGAAUUCAAAUCCUAGUGCUGGAGGAGGACGGGAGUGUUUACGGCGCAGGAAGCGGGGAGAGCUUUUGCGACGCGACUGACGAGGAAUGUUGGGGAAGGUGCGGGGUGAAGUGUUUAAGGCUCAGCGGGAGGCGACAGGAGCGCUCCGCGUUAAUCUGGUGGGGAGGAUCUCUCGCCUGUGCCUCCGUCGUCAUGGUGAACGUCCAGUCGUUUUGGAUGAAUAGUUCAAUUCGGCUCCAACUCAUCCGAGGUCGGAUUCCGGCACACAGAGGGAUCCCCCCCCCAGCCGACGGGUGCUUGUUUCGGGGGCAUGAGGUGUUUUGCUUGUUCUCAUAUCUGCUAAUGGGGGAAAAUUGUAUUUGGAAAGCGUUAAAAAAAUUUUUACCGAUUGAUGCGAAGGAAGCAAAAGUUCUCCUAUCCAGCCAGCCAGCUCAGUGGGAGUCCGUGUACAGCAGUUAAUAAACGGGUUUGAAUUGCAUGUGAAGGUUUCUUUUCUAUGUCACAUGCUCUUAAAAGCUCAUUUAUCCAAGUGAUUUUUUUUAAAUAAGUGAAAGUAAAUAAGUGUAUUUUCUCAUGAUGUUUUAUUUUUGCCAGCCUUGUGUCUGCCUUCUGUUUAUUCUCUUCAUUAUUAUUGAAUGUAUAUAAUAAAUAAACUGUUUGGUUUUUA